Messenger RNA from Hibiscus syriacus, 1052 nucleotides. RefSeq lists its product as uncharacterized. NCBI's taxonomy places the organism in Eukaryota, Viridiplantae, Streptophyta, Magnoliopsida, Malvales, Malvaceae. The transcript is spliced from 2 exons. The record is from RefSeq and is a predicted model, not a curated record. The coding region runs from base 515 to 928 and encodes 137 amino acids.
AAAUCAAAGCCUUUUUGCUUUUAUAGGUUAAAUCCUAUGCUCAAAGCCUCAAACCCUUCCGUCUCAAUUAAAUUCCCGAAACGCUUUCUUUAUUUCUUUGUUGAAAGCUGAGAACCCCAGAAAAUUCCCUCCCCCUGGAUUUUCCCCUUUUUUAUUGGAAUAGAAAACACUGAUCUUUUGGUAUUUUUUGUGAAUGGUGGAAACAAUUUGGAGCUAUAGUAUUUUGAUGCUCUCCCUUUGUAAAUCGAGGGCGAGCAAAACCAUCCCUGUUUCCGCCGUUUCUGCUUUCGCAUUCGGUUCUUGCAAAGAAGGCUGGUACUACCGUUGCCUCGGCCUUGACCCAUAAACAACGAUCCCACCAAUAACCCAGAUUUUGUUUUUGUUUUGCUUAACAUCCCAGAAAAAAAAUUACGAAAUAAACGCACUGUUUUCGGUUGUUGGUGAAAUAUUUAUUCAUCUUUUUUGGUUUAGAUUCUUUUUUUGAUUUUGGGUUUUUGAUAUAAAGUUGGAAAGAAUGUUGCUUUACAAGCAGAAGAAGAAACAGGUUCCCAAGGGCAACCGGCUCUUGAUUAGCGUCACCGUUAUUGGAAGUGCUGGGCCGAUCCGUUUUGUUGUUAACGAGGAAGAGCUCGUUGCUGCCGUCAUUGAUACCGCUUUGAAAUCUUAUGCUCGUGAGGGUCGCCUCCCUGUUCUCAGAUCCAAUCUUAAUGAUUUCCUCCUUUAUUGCCCCACUGCUGGAUCAGAUGCACUGAGUCCAUGGGAGACGAUUGGAUCACAAGGUGCACGGAAUUUCAUGCUAUUCAAGAAGCAGAUAACUGAGAAAGUGGAAAACGAUGCAAAAUCAGCUGAAUCAAUUACUAGGAAAUCACCUGGGAAUUGGAAGGCAUGGUUUAAUAAAUCCCUCAAUCUUAAGAUUUCCUCCCAUUAAACUAAAACCCAAGUCCAUUAUCAUUGCCGAUGGCCUUAGUAGAAUGUUGGUUUUAUGUUCUUCAUCUUGUUUUUCUCAUUUAACUGAGAAAAGACCCGCAGGAAUAAAUUCUACUUGGUUUCCA